Megachile rotundata (alfalfa leafcutting bee) is the source of this 2206-nucleotide messenger RNA. RefSeq names its product tax1-binding protein 3 homolog. Gene Ontology annotation, molecular function: protein kinase binding. The record is from RefSeq and is a predicted model, not a curated record. Gene Ontology annotation, cellular component: cell junction; basolateral plasma membrane. Gene Ontology annotation, biological process: receptor localization to synapse; receptor clustering; embryo development. NCBI's taxonomy places the organism in Eukaryota, Metazoa, Arthropoda, Insecta, Hymenoptera, Megachilidae.
UGUUUACUAGUACGCAUGGCUGUCAACGUGAGAACAAAAUUGUUUUAAUUGCCCUUGGGAACACUAAAUUAACCGAAUUUACCGACGUUACAAGAUAAUUACAUAUUUAAAGUGAACAGAGAUUUAUGCAAUUACUCGAUAUCAAAUAUCGUAAGAUAUUUCUAAGUUCACUUAUUGAAUCGUUUCGUCUGAAAUCAGUGUAUGCAGUUCGUGCACAAUUGGUGGUCACGUUGAAUCAUCGGAAGUAAUUGUCAAUCUAAACUCUUUGAAGGCACAAGAUUGAGCAUUAUGUGCGCGAAAAUGGCUUUUCAGCAUCAGGCUGGUACUGCUAUGAAAUGCUUAAGUAUACCGAUUACUUUGCACAAGGAAACAGAAGUCGAUGAAAAUGGUGAAGAAGUAAUGAAAUGUGGUUUUAAAAUAGGAGGUGGAAUUGAUCAAGAUUUCAGGAAAAGUCCACAGGGUUAUACGGAUAAUGGCAUAUAUGUUACUGAAGUACAUGAGGGAUCAGCAGCAGCAAAAAGUGGUCUCCGGAUGCAUGAUAAAAUUUUACAAUGCAAUGGAUAUGACUUUACGAUGGUAACUCAUAAGAAAGCAGUAUCGUAUAUAAGGAAACAUCCAGUAUUAAAUCUAUUAGUAGCCCGUAAAGGAGUAACCAGUACUUAAUUACCAAAUGAAGUAUCUAUUUGGUCUAAGGAAAGUAUUUAUUUCAUCCUAUACGUUAACAAAGUCAAUUUAUUCUAACUACGUGUCUACCAAAUAUCAAAUUAGAUUAUGAUCAAUAGUAAAGUAUUCUUCAGUUAACUUUAUAAAUGCAAACUGAUAAAAUUCUUAAUAUUUUAUUUUUUAUUUUAUAAUUGUAUCAGUAACAGGUGUCAAAAACUUCAUUUGAGAUAGGGACACGAUGUUAAUUCGUGCAUGUUCAAUAACAUUUACAUUUACUUUGGGAACAUAAUGAUUAUCUCUCGUUACAGUAGACAUAAGAUAUUAAAACGGUAGUUUGAUAUAUAUGUAUAAAAGCCCUGUUACGAUUCAUUAUUGUUGUUGAUAAGGAUAACAGUAUGUAAGUGUUUUUUAAUAACUCGUGAUAACUAAUAACACAUUAUUGUGUGUAAUUGUGCUUGAAAAACAUAAUUUACGUAUUUACGUGUGAAAAUCAUGCUAUCUAAUGUUUGUUGUAUAUCAAAAUUUUCAUCUAUAUUUCUUGUGCCAAACAGUAGCUGCUACGUGGAAUCCAUAUGAAUAUUUCUCGUCAUUGUGUAUAUAUUUAUAUACAAAAAAGUUCCAUAAGCAAAUCUAUUUAAAUGAAGAACAAAUUUUGAUCAAUUUCAAUCAAAGAAAUAGUUGUAUGGAUAAAAGUUAUGAUAUUUUAAUGCUUUAAGUAUUUCUACAUUGUAAAAUAUAACAAAAAUGCCAAAGCAUAAUGAAGUUACACUAGUUUAGAUACACAACAUACUUUUUACAAAAUUUUGUAUUUCUAGUAUAUCAGUACACUAUCAUAAGAUUUAUACAAAAUAUUUCGAAUUUACACAUUUAAAGUAUUCUUUAUCUAUUAAAACAGUUAUACAAUAAACAUUGUUUCAAUACUUUUAACAAGUAUACACCUAGGGUAUACAUAAUUUAUGCGAAUAAGUAUUAAGAUACAUUGAACUACUGCAUUUAAGUGCAUUUGAGAACAAGUUUUAUUAAACUAAAAUGAAAAUCAUUGAGACUGUUCACUUUAAGACCAACAGAAGUAUUAAAUUUUGUAUUUUGUAACUUUUAACUUUACCCAGUACUGAACGUUUCAAUGCAUUUAUACAUGUUCUUACAAAUAAGAAAAACAAAUUUGUAUUUUAUCUUCCGUAAAUUGGUUCUAUAAGUAUCAUAAGUGAAACAAAAGGAACAGUUCCUGUAAUACAUAUAACUUUCUUUCAUAUCCUGAAGUUUUAAAUACAAUCACGGCAAAAAUGUCAAACCAGUUCAUAAGGCAUAGUAUAAUAUGUUGUCAUAAUUUUAUAACUAGUCUACUAACAGGAAGGAAUUUAAACAAAAUUGUAAACUGUAAAUUAUUACGUGUGCAAUCAAUAUGCAUGCACCCUAGUAUUAUAAGAUUUUUGUAUAGAAUCCUGGUGUGACAAAUUAUAUGCAUUAGUUCGAUCAACUAAGAUAAAUAUCAUGUUAUUUAUUACCAAAAAAGAUGAUUAAUAUAGAGAAAUAUGAAAAAAGA